GCUGUUUGUGCUGCCGCAGAAGAAGAAGAAGAAGUUCCUGUUCGCUCUUCGAGACACAACAGCCAACUUUCCAAACAGAACCGUCAGAUAUUCAUUCAGCAGCUGAACCGGCGGGAUGGAGACCGACCCGGCUUCACCGUUUCAGGACGCAGCUGAAAACAUUCAGAUCAAAAUGGAGCCAGACGGCGACGUGGAGAUCCAGUCGUAUCCUGUCCUCAAGAAGCUGUCCGUCAAACUGACCGACUGCAGGGUGUGGCUGGAGGGACGGGACUUCCUGUCUCUUGAUCAUCAUCCUCAGCUUUGCAGCUACAGACAGAGGCAGCGCUACCCGACAAAUACGGGCAGAAAGAUGGUUUACUGCUCCGAGUGUAAGAAAGGUUUCUACAAGCAGGCUUACCUGGAGGCUCACCAGAGAACCCACCAAGGACAGAAACCCAACGAGUGCUGGCAGUGCGGAAAGACCUACCCGACCCUGAUGAGCCUCGUCGUCCACCAGCAGAUCCACGACCGCAAGGAGCCCUACCAGUGCUCCUACUGUGACAAGACCUUCGCCCUGAAGAGGGACUGGAAAACCCACCACCGUACGCACUCUGGGACCAAACCCUUCAAGUGCUGGUUCUGUGGGGACGGCUUUAGCGAACGGGAUGAGCUCACUGAGCAUCUGGAGGUGCACAAGGGGGAGAAGUGCUACCACUGCCACAUCUGCGACAAGAUGUUUGCCUCUUACCAGGGCUUCAACUUCCACCGCAGGUCGCACAAGAACCACAAGCUGCUGCCCUGCCUGAAGUGCAAGAAGACCUUCAGUAACCCUCAGAGUCUGAAGCUCCACCAGGUCACUCACUCCAACAGAAAACCGCAUAAAUGCCCCACCUGUGGCAAAGGCUUCAAGCUGAUAAGCGGCCUGCGCUGCCACCAGAGGACCCACAAGGACCUGAAGGACUACCACUGCACCGAGUGUGGCAAGUGUUUCUCCAGCCUGCAGGGCCUGAAGCUGCACAACCGCACGCACACGGGACUGAAGCCUUACAAAUGCACAGAGUGCGGGAAGAGGUUCACCCAGUCGCCCCACCUCAAGUCUCACAUGGUCACCCACACCGGAGAACGACCAUUCCUCUGCACCACCUGUGGGAAGAGGUUUACCCAGUCGUCCCACCUGAGAUCACACAUCACGCUGUUCCAUGUGGGUGAGAAGCCGUUCGCCUGCGACGACUGUGGGAAGAGCUUCACCAUCGCCCACUACCUGAAGAUGCACCGGCUGAGCCACACCAAGGAGAAGCUGUACCAGUGCUCGUACUGCGAGAAGUCCUUCUCCUACCACAACUCCUGGAGGGCCCAUGAAAGGAUCCACACCGGUGAGCGGCCGUUCAGCUGCCAGGACUGCGGUCAGAACUUCAUCACGUCAGGCUCGCUGCGAAGCCACCAGAGAUCCAAGCACACAGGAGAGAAGAGCUACUACUGCAUCACCUGUGGAGAGUUCUUCUUCACCAGCUCGCUGCUGCGGGUCCACCAGCUGGACCACACCGGCGAGCGGCCGCAUGCCUGCAGCUGCGGCAAGACGUUUAAAACCAAAGGAGUGCUGCGAUACCACCUGAAGAGGUUCACCGACCACCAGCCGGCCAAGUGAACCGCUGCCUGGAAACACCUUCUCUGGCUGCUUGAAGACACACCUGCAGAGGUUUUCAGACUGUGACGCGCCUCGCUGACGGGCAGUUGAAGAGGGUUUGGAGGGAGAGACCAUGAGGCAAAGAUAGUGAGUGAGGUGAAAGGGACAGGUGCAUGCAGGUGUUGUAAAAACAACAGGAAGCUAGUUAUUGUAGUUUGGCUGCAGCAGUGACACACAGCUCAGGAGGAGAUUAACAUACUUCAAACACUUAUCUGAGAGACAGGUUGCUGUGAUUUGUGCCCAAAAUUCCCUUCUCUUCUCUUCUCUUCUCUUCUCUUCUCUUCUCUUCUCUUCUCCUUCUUCUCAGAAUCAUAAUCAGUCAGAUGUGAACACAGACAGGAAACACUUGUUGAUCUGAUUCAGUGUGACAUCACUUCCUGUGGAGAUCAUCAUCUCUGAGGAUCCAGAAUAAACCCCCAGAAACCACUGAGAAACCAGAGAAGAAGACUCAAGUUUCCUUCAGUCUCCAAGUGAUCCAGUCUGUGCAUCCAUGAGCACACUGCUAACAGUAGCUGCUAACAGCUAAUUCAGCAGACUGUCAGUGGAGGCUCAGUGUGAACAGAUGCAGACCAAAAAUACAGGCUCAAGGUGUCGGUUCUACUAAACGUGAAAAAAACACAUGAAGUGCUCGAUGGAUCAGUUUCAGGAUGUACAGUUAGGUGAUGAUCAUGUUCUCAUUCACAACAAUCACUUUUAUUUUUUAUCAUUUAGCAUCAGCUGUUCUUUUUACAGGAAACGAAAUGAUAGAAUGAAUUGAAAUCAUGUUCUUGCUGCUUCCCCAUCACCCCCCCGUGCUUCUGUCAGCUCCUCACAACCUUCAGAAAAAGAUGAUUUUAUGUAAAAAGACCUUAAUUAACAGAGAAGAAGAAACACUGAGAUGUAACACUAAGAAAAGAUGAACUGACUUUACUGUGUGUGUGUGUGUGUGUGUGUGUGUGUGUUACAUGAAGCACUUUGUGACUUUUUGGGUUAAAAAUGCCGAACUGAACACAUUUUCUUUUUUAAUCCAGUUUUGUAUUUUCAGAAUAUCACAGUCCAGCCGAUGACCUCUGACCUCAUCUCACAGGUCAGAGGUCAGCAGUACAGAGCGUCUUAUUGAUGCUGAUGUGAUUGGAUGUCCUGUCUUAUGUUAAGUGAUCUGCUUUACUGACUCUGUUUAUUGCUGUGAGCCAAAUGUCCUGCAGGACAGUCAAGACUGAACUGUCUCAGGGUCCAGCAGUCCAGCUCUCUGGGGGGGGGUCACAUGUUCAGUUUCAUGCAGUCCCUUGGCCAGGAUGCAGGUGCAGACUCAAGUCACGUGACCAGGACAAACUGACGGCUGAUGACUCAUCUGGAGAAGAAAGGUUGAGCAGGACUUUGACUCCAGCGACUCGUGAUGUUAAGCCGCCUGGACUUGAGGACGACAUCACAUCCUUCACAAGCAGCGACUGAAAAUGACGAAAAAGUCAAAAGCAAACAAAUUCCUGACGGCAGAUAAACUACAGACAGUUGUUGGUGUGGGGGUGCACAGGUCGAUCGGCCGGGCUGGAGCUGAUCAGAGAUCGGCGGUUCUGCUGAUACCUCACUACGACUGAACUCUGGCUCCAGCUGCUGCAGGGAGACCCUGUUUUCCAAGAGAUGCCAUCGGCAGAAGAGCCGCGAUCUGCGACAUCGCCGGUCGCUUUUUAGAAAUGAAGUCACAGCACUCAGGACCGGAGGGCUGUUCAGAGAGAGCCGAGCCAAUCGGUGCGCAGCUCCACAGUGAUGUUGUGUGUGUCGUUCCGUGGUGUAUCUGAUGGACUGACUGUGGCCUAACUGUUGCAUUGUUGUACUGCUCUGCUGAUUGGACGAAGUAAACGCAUGUUGACAGAAUACGAAACCGACAAGAUUGACUUUUUGUGCUUCUUCACUUCGUGCUGGACGGUCGAGCUCGGUUAUGUUCCCACACUGAUCAGUAUCGAUUUAUCACAAUAUAUAAUUUGAUGAGGAUCCAGAUAACGACUGAAAUGAAGAAACCGAAGGGUUCAUGAGUUAAACUUUAAAUAUAGUUGAUUCACAUAAAAACAUAAUGUAACAUUUAACUCAAACAUGGCUCAGUUUAGAAUAAGUUUUGUGAUAAAAGAAAAAAUUGAAUCACCUCUAAAUGUAAACCGUUAACUUUGCUAACGAGCCAGCUUGACUUGCUGCUGGGACGCACCUGUGCAGGUGAAGAUCUGUCGUGUUUCCCGUCUUGGCACCAACCCACAGCAUAUUUUGCAGGCUGUCUUCAUCUGCACUUUUGAGAUAUUGAAACCGCUGCCGUAUAAUUGACCUUGAGUAACUUUGUUAACAUUUUCCUCAGUUUUGGAGGUAAACUCGAGUUCCAGCAUGAAGAGGUGGCAGGUGUGCAGGUUCUGCUCGUUCAGCAGCUGUUUACCACCUCCCUUCUGUUGCACUUCUGGAGAGUGAAUAUUGGCAUUGUUGCAUAAAAUAUAAAUAUAUAUGAUAUAAAGUGUCCUCUGUCUGUUUGGAGGAGCUCAGCCCUGCACUCGAGCUGACAGGCAGAGAGGAAAACGUUGCUUUUCAGCCCAGGUCCAGCCCCCCCCCCCCCCCCCCCAAAGCAACACAAACCACACCAUCAGCAUCAAUGUGACUUGUAGAUGAUCGCCUGUCUGUGGUUUGGGCCUCUGUGGCUGAUUUUGAUUGGAACUUGGAUGUUGUUGAUGUGAGACUUGUUCAUCUGGACUUGGGACUUCACUGGACUUGUGUGUCUUGACUUGUACCAACCAGGACUUGAGACUGACUUGUGAAACACUGACUCUGGUCUAAUCUUGAGAUUUCUUUUUGAUGUUUUGUGAUUCCAAACUGAUUUUCUUAUGAGCUGACAGCAGAAGUGAAUCAUGUGACUGUCGGCGCGUCGUACGGAAACAUGCUGGAGAUUAAAUAAAACUCGUCUCCACGCCGUCGUGUCUCAGAGGGUUAAAUCCAGGAUGAGUCUCUGAUGAGGAUCUGACCCGGUAGACACUUUGUUUUAACCUUCAGUUCGGUUGAACUUCAGAGGGUUUUUAUUGUCCUUGUUACUUUCAGAUGGGAUUAUUUAAAUUUUACUUUUCUUGUCAACCAUAAAUGUCCUUGAUUAGAAAGUAAAUGAACAGUUUUAAUUUCACCAUAGUGACCAACUCGAACAGGUGUGUCUCCUUUUUCUUUCUUUUUGACAUCUUAUUUAUUUCUAGGUCAGAUUACUGUAAUUCCUCAUACUUCAGCAUCCAGCAGUCUUCUCUCUCGCCUUCAGUUGGUCACUUCAGCACGCCUUUUAACCAACCCCCCCUGUUACAGUCACAUCACUCCCGUUCGUCUUGCACUACAUUGGCUCCCACUUAAAUUUAGGAUCAUUUUAAAAUUGAUAAUGUUUGUUUUUAAAGGUAUCCACGGUCUUGCUCCAGAGUAUCUGUCUGAUUGUAUAAAGCUUAGACGGCACUGUAGAGCCCCGCGGUCCUCAGAACAGCCCCUGUUGGAGGUUCCUUCUUCUAAUUUUUAAAUUUUUCUCGAUAGCGGCCCCGAAUUGUGGAACUCCCUCCCCCCUGACUUGCAUUCUAUUAAUGACUUGGCACUAUUUAAAUCACAAUUGAAAACUCAUUUAUUUAGACUCGCUUUUAAU
This is a messenger RNA of Chelmon rostratus (copperband butterflyfish), 5279 nucleotides long. Its product is annotated as zinc finger protein 664-like. Bases 116 to 1624 code for a protein of 502 amino acids. NCBI's taxonomy places the organism in Eukaryota, Metazoa, Chordata, Actinopteri, Chaetodontiformes, Chaetodontidae. Gene Ontology annotation, molecular function: DNA-binding transcription factor activity, RNA polymerase II-specific; RNA polymerase II transcription regulatory region sequence-specific DNA binding. Gene Ontology annotation, cellular component: nucleus. The transcript is spliced from 3 exons. Gene Ontology annotation, biological process: regulation of transcription by RNA polymerase II. The record is from RefSeq and is a predicted model, not a curated record.